ACUCGCAGAACUCACAGCAACGGAAGCCUUACUCGAACAAAGACUCCGAGAGGCCAGACGCAUCACACACACUUCCUGUGGACUGUAUUUCAAUUGAGGACAGGCUGAAUCAUGUGUUCUGGAGGUUUUGCCAAAUGCCUGGGGAUCACUCUCAUCCCUCUGGCCAUCAUCUGUAUCCUCUGCAAUAUUCUGCUCUUUUUCCCUGGAGGUGAAGUGGCCGAUAAGAGUGAUGACAUCACAGAUGAAGUCUUUUACUUAGGAGGAAUUCUGGGAUCUGGUGUGCUGAUGAUUUUCCCUGCGCUGGUUUUCCUGGGCUUGAAGAACAAUGACUGCUGUGGUUGCUGUGGGAACGAAAGCUGCGGAAAACGAUUUGCAAUGUUUGGUUCCAUUCUGUUUGCUGCGGCCGGAGCUGUUGGUGCUGGUUACUCUGUUAUUGUGUCUUGUUUGGCUAUUAAUCGUGGACCCAAAUGUUUUAUUAAUGACUUUAACACCACAUACCCGUUUGAUAAUGGAAACUACCUGUCCAACCACACGCUGUGGGAAGACUGUGUGAAGCCAUCCGGUAUCAUCACAUGGCAUUUGACCCUGUUCUGUAUCCUGCUGAUCACUGGUCUGGUCCAGAUCGGUCUGUGUGCCUUCCAGGUGAUCAACGGACUGAUUGGCACUAUCUGUGGAGACUGCUGUGGAUGCUGUGGGGACUCAGAUUAAACCACACUGGAUGGACUCGGAUCAUGAGAGUGAUUCUUCAGCUAAAAUCAAACAUCAAAAUCUGUAAUAGUCAACAUUUUUCACCUCAUGACUUCUAUUUAUAAUGUUUGGAUGGUUUUUGUUUGUUUGGUUGGUUAUUCCAUGCCUGCUGUAUACAACAACAUCUGCCGGAUGGCUGAUGGCUUAUGAAGGCAAUAUAUAUUUAUAUAUAGAGUUACAGAGCAUAUAAAAUAAUGUUAUUACAUAUAUAAACUGUAUAUGAUGUAGACAGGAUAUAUAUAUAUAUAUACUGUAUAUACUGUAUGUAUGUGUGUGUGUGUGUGUGUGUGUGUGUGUGUGUGUGUGUGUAUGUAUAUAUAUAUAUAUAUAUAUAUAUAUCGGAUAUAGAGAUUUGUUCAGAAUGUUAGAGAAUGUUAUUUUCUUACUACUAUUUAGUGGGGUUUUUUUAAUAAUGGAAGGGAAUGUGCAAAUAUAUGAAUUUUGUUUUUAUAAAAGAAUAACAGAUUCAAAUAAGUUUCAUCUCAGGAAAUUGGUUGAAAUCAGUUGCUAUAGUACAGUGUUGUAAAAGAAUAUUUUACACGUAAUUCUUGAAUUAAAAAUAAAUAAAAAAAUUACUGUCCUUGUUGUUACUCGCACUGUUCAAGUCAGCAAGAAUUUUUUCAGAACUUUCUCUCAAAGAAAAACAGGAAACAGCCUGACAGUGAAGCAGCGUAAAAAAAAGACUCUAGAGAUUUUUUUGGUUACUUCAUAAACAACAGCUGCUCUACAUUAGAUGUUUUGCAUCAUUUUUAUAACUAAAUAUGUAAAGAUUGUGCAAUAACAUACGAGAGAUGAGACUGUACUCGGCCGUUUUUGAUAAGAGUCAUUAUGUAAUUUUAUAACUUAUUUCCAGGUUACAGAGAGAAGACAUUGUGUAAAGUAAAUGUUUGUCAUUCUGCCAUUACGAUUUUGAUGUGUUAUCAGGGCUUUUAUGAGGGGAAUGCUGUUUUAUGGAGGGUAUAUAUGUAACAGCUCACAUCUUCACACAGGAAUGAUUAACUUUAUGCCUCUAUGUGCCAUGUGACUGAUAUUUUAUAACUAAAAACUUCCCCCCAAUACUUUUGCCAUGCUAACUGUGGUAAAAACUAAAGAUGUCAUUUAUUUAUUUAUUUUUGCAUCAUAAUUUAUUUGAAUUAAACUGAUUGCAAAAGAAACCUUUUGACAUUAUUACUGACCUGUAGUCAGACCUGUAAAUACAAGAUUUCCUAUAAAUUACUUUUUGGUUACAAUUUACUGUACAUUUGAGUCCAUUAAUUGCUUUAAUUAAUUGCUGAAGUAACAACUAAAACAUUGUGAAAUUAAAAGCAGCUUCGCAAAAUAAAAAAUGACAUGUGUUUCAUUA
Myxocyprinus asiaticus (Chinese sucker) is the source of this 2089-nucleotide messenger RNA. RefSeq names its product transmembrane 4 L six family member 4 (gene tm4sf4). The transcript is spliced from 5 exons. The record is from RefSeq and is a predicted model, not a curated record. Lineage: Eukaryota; Metazoa; Chordata; Actinopteri; Cypriniformes; Catostomidae. Gene Ontology annotation, cellular component: membrane. Bases 112 to 708 code for a protein of 198 amino acids.